Aspergillus puulaauensis is the source of this 1023-nucleotide messenger RNA. RefSeq names its product NMT1/THI5 family protein. Bases 1 to 1023 code for a protein of 340 amino acids. Lineage: Eukaryota; Fungi; Ascomycota; Eurotiomycetes; Eurotiales; Aspergillaceae. The record is from RefSeq and is a predicted model, not a curated record. Gene Ontology annotation, biological process: thiamine biosynthetic process. The transcript has 4 exons.
AUGUCUACUGAUAAGAUUACUUUCUUGACCAACUGGCACGCGACCCCGUACCAUGCCCCCUUGUACCUUGCCCAGAGCAAGGGAUUCUUCGCCGAGCAAGGUCUCAAGGUUGCUCUGCUAGAGCCUAAUGAUCCUUCCGAUGUCACUGAGAUUAUCGGCAGUGGCAAGGUGGACAUGGGCUUCAAGGCCAUGAUCCACACCCUGGCUGCCAAGGCUCGCAACUUCCCAGUGACCUCGAUUGGCUCUCUGCUCGACGAGCCUUUCACUGGUGUUGUUUACCUCAAGGACAGCGGAAUCACCGAGGACUUCCGCUCUCUGAAGGGUAAGAAAAUCGGCUAUGUCGGAGAGUUCGGAAAGAUCCAAAUCGACGAACUCACCAAAUACUACGGCAUGACCGCGGACGACUACACUGCCGUCCGCUGCGGCAUGAACGUCACCAAGGCCAUCAUCAACGGUACCAUCGACGCCGGCAUUGGCCUCGAGAACGUCCAGAUGGUCGAGCUGGCCGAGUGGCUCGCAACGCAGAACCGCCCCCGCACUGACGUCCAAAUGCUCCGCAUCGACCAGCUCGCGGAGCUCGGCUGCUGCUGUUUCUGCUCGAUCCUGUACAUUGCCAACGACGCGUUCCUGGAAGCCAACCCUGAAAAGGUCACCAAGUUCAUGAACGCCGUCAAGCGCGCAACCGAGUACGUUCUCGCCGAGCCCGCAAAGGCAUACGAGGAGUACGUCGAUAUGAAGCCGAUCAUGGGAUCCCCCGUGAACCGCAAGAUCUUCGAGCGCUCCUUCGCCUACUUCAGCCGUGACCUGAAGAACGUCCAGCGCGACUGGAACAAGGUUACCAACUACGGCAAGCGUCUGGGUAUCUUGGAUGCGCAGUUCGUCUCCAACUACACCAACAAGUACCUCUCUUGGACGCUGGACGGGGACUCCGCUGAUCCCCUCGGUGAUCAGAAGCGUAUGGUGAAGCUGCAGGAGCAGGUUGCUUCCGAGGGUGGAUUCCACCGUUUGGAGGUGGCUGCUUAG